AUGGGAAAGCGUACCAUCAAAUUUGGUGGUAAAUCAGGUAUCUUGCCUAAGGUUCGUCCUGUUUUCAAGAGAUAUCCAAUCAGACCAAAGACUACUGACGAAUUGGCUGAUGAAUCUAAAGUAGAACAAGGAUUUGCUGAAGGAGUCCCAUUACCAACUAGAAAGGGAUUCACAUUCCACCGUCAAACAAUAGAAAAACCAGUUGUUACAGUUGAAGAAAGAAUCAAGAAAAACAUAGACGAAAGAAAACCUCAAAAUAUUGAUGAAUCAAAAUUAAGUCAAGAAGAAAUAUGGAAAUUAAAGAGAGAUGAGAUUCGCCGUGAACAUUUGAGGGAGGCAUAUUUAAAUGAGUCCAAGAGAUUACAAAGAAUUGAAGAGUUGAAAAAAAUACAAGCUGAAAAAGAACUUGCUACCAAAGCAUCCCAAUCCAUUUAUGAAGAAACCGAGGCAACAAAAUUAACAUUGCCUACCAUUGAUUCAUAUUUGAAUGGUCCAAUUAUGAGACAAAGGACUGAAGAAGAACAAGAGAUAGUGACUGAACAAAGAAUCUUGAAUAGAAAGACCAAAGAAUUAGCCAUAAAAGAACGUAAGACUAACCAAUUGUUAGAAUUAUACCAUGCAGCAGCUAACUUCAUCACCACUGAAGACGAAUUAGAACAAGCCAUCAAGGAUGCAUUUGAAGUUAAUGUUAGCAAGUUUGAGAGUAACCAAAUGAUCAUCGAAAACAAACUUUCCGGUUACUCACAUGCUUUUUCCAACAUCAACACCAAUGAGGGAUUAGUUUUAGAUGAAGUAUUAGGUCAAGUUAAUGGCCAACCUGGCUUAGAAACUGUUAAGGAUACUCUAGAUGGUGAGAUCGAAAGAUUGAAACGUGAAGCCCAACUUGCGAUCAACCAAAGACCACAUUAA
This is a messenger RNA of Debaryomyces tyrocola, 909 nucleotides long. Lineage: Eukaryota; Fungi; Ascomycota; Pichiomycetes; Serinales; Debaryomycetaceae. The record is from the annotation of a GenBank genome assembly.